Aphidius gifuensis is the source of this 6136-nucleotide messenger RNA. Its product is annotated as probable serine/threonine-protein kinase DDB_G0276181. The record is from RefSeq and is a predicted model, not a curated record. Lineage: Eukaryota; Metazoa; Arthropoda; Insecta; Hymenoptera; Braconidae. Gene Ontology annotation, cellular component: nucleus. Gene Ontology annotation, molecular function: transcription regulator activity. The transcript is spliced from 10 exons. The coding region runs from base 1503 to 3053 and encodes 516 amino acids.
AAAUGAACAAGGCACAAGUUUGUGUGACGCCGGGAGCAGUUGAACGCCAUUUUCGCUUGUCCCGACUCUUGUGCUUUUUGUGUGUAUUUUUGAAAGUAUAAAAAAAUGUUUGUAAAUAUUUGAAAUGACUGGAGUAUACCUGAUGAUAAGUUGGAACAUAUUGGAGCCUUGGUGGUUUUACUGAUACAGCUUGUGGUAGCUGAUCCAAGAUGAUUUGUGUGAGAACGAAAGUAACUUGUGAAUGCCUAAAAUGACUGGAUAGUACAUGGUGAUGAAUCUGUACAUAUUGGUGGCCUUUACUGUUACAAUUGGUGAUAGCUGAUUUGAGAUAAUGUAAAAGUGGUGAUGGACCAUUUGAAAACUGGUGGAACAGUUGACCAAGUCUGAUUGUUGAACUUGUUAUGCUGAUAGAGUUAUCAUGAACUGCAGAGCGUUGAAGCAGUUGGUGAUCAUCGUAGGAAGAUGAACAUUCGCUAAAAAGAUGACAUGAAUCUCAAUAGGACAAGCCAAUCAAUGUUGAAUUUUCACCAUCAUCUUCAGUAAAGGAUCUCUCUUCUUCGCAAGGACAACUGAAAAAGACAACAAGCUGGGAUGAAGUUGAGGGAUCCUUAAUGAUGAGGGUGAUAUACGAAUACUGAAGUAUGAAGACUUUUCCUGAUGACGGUGAGGUCGCUACAGUCGAGUCGACCUGAGGGAGAUCGAUCCAUCGCGCACUCUGAAACCCAUCACGUAGGUAUUACGAUUGCAAUUUUUUGGAGUAUAUUUAUUUUCAGUGAUUUUGGAGUAAUGAUUCAUUUUGGAGCAAGGAGUUGUAAAAAUUUUGUGACAGCACUGUAUUAUCGUGGCGUUAUGCCGGAGUGCAGGUGGGCCGAGAACUGACGAGUAUAACCGAGUGAAAACCGAGUGAAAAGCCGAUUCGACGAUAUUCAGCGUUGACUGUUGUCAGAGAAUUCAGUAAUGCUUCGCAUGGCCAGCCAACAGCAAGUAUAACGCUUGUGUGUGACUGUUAAGUAUUUUUUUUUUUUUAAAUAUAUUAUAUUCAAAGUGAGAGAUCGUUCACGGUGUUACCGACAAUUCGUGUAGACAACUAUUGUGGUAAACAAAAAAACCAUAACGAUUUGUUUUUUGAAAAUUAAAAAAUUUUAUUGAAAAAAAAAGAGCAAAAAAAAAACAAGAUAUUGACCUCUUAAGGGACACUCAAAAAUACUGUGUUUUUUGUGCAAUUGUGACCAGUGGAUUAUAACAAAUAUAAUUUUUUUUUACUAUAUUUUUUAUUAUUUAAACAAAGAAGAAAAAAAAAAACUAAGUGAAAUAGAAAAUAAACAUUUGUUUAUUUUUUUUUGUCAACUCUAAAAUUAUUGCUGAUAUAUAUCCGUACGUUUGUAUGGUUUUCGAACGACUCAAGAUGCUGUCAUCAGUGCCAGCUAAAUAAUAAUGUGGUGCGACGUUGGUCAGCUCAUGCAGAUGUAGUUACAACCACGUGGAAUUGUGUGAGUUGUGCAAUGAUGGGUCUGCAGGCCACGGCAGGAAAACGUAAACUUGAGGGAGGUGUGGGCUGCAUGGAAUUCGAUAUGGAUAUAGGUGAAAGUCCAUCAAAACUUGGUAGAGUCGAAGGUGGUUGGUGGACAAUGGAAGAAAGUUAUACACAACCAAUAAAUCAAUCAGCAACAUCAUAUUAUGAUAUGGAAAUAAGUUCACAAUGUGUACAAACAAAUCCAUGUCAAUCAUCACCAAAUUCAUCACCAGUAUCACCACAAUUACAUCAUUCAUCACAACAACAAUAUUAUCAUCAACGUGGUGUUACAAAUCAUCACCACCAUCAUCAUCAUAACAACAAUAACAACAACAACAGCAACAACAAUAAUAAUAAUAAUAAUAAUAACAACAAUAAUAACAAUAAUAGCAAUAGUAAUAACAACAACAAUAAUAAUAAUAAUAAUAAUAAUGGUUAUAAUCAAUUAUCAAGACCACAAGCACAAUGGGGUACACAACAUCAUUAUGAACCACCAACGAUACGAAGAGAAGAAAAUGGUAAAAGUUAUCUUGAACUUGGCUCAAGUUAUCGUACAACUGAAAGAUGCUGUGAAAGUUCAAGAUCAAGUUGGUGUAGACGUGGUAGAGCAUGUUAUCGUCAACGUAGAUUAGCUGUAUUAAAUAUAUCAAUGUGUAAAUUAGCAAGAUAUCGUCAAUUUCCUGAUCCAAGUUUGCAUCGUUCUGUAUUAAUAUGUAAUACAUUAAGACAUCUUGAACGUGAAAUGGAAAGAGAUAAAAGUCCACCACCAAUUGAACAAGUUAUAUCACCACCAAUUGUACAAUUACAAAAUACUGAACAUGGUAGAUUAACACCAUUUCCAAUGCCACCAAUAUCAUCAAAUGAAACUGAUGUUGAUUCUGGUAUUGGUGAUAGUGAUGAUAGUCGUUCAAUAAAUUGGGGUAGUGUAUUAUCAUUAUCAAGUCAAUCACCAUUAGAUCCAUUAAAUAAUAAUGAAUUACUUGAUGUUGAUAUUGGUCCUGAAUUGGAUCUUGAUUUUAUGCCUGGAUGGAAAUUAACACCAUUAUCUGCUGAUGAUAUAUUAAGAAGUACAAAUACAACAACAAUUAAUUCAACAUCAUUAACAACGACAGUAUCAACAUCAACAACAGCAAUCACCACAGCAGCAACAACAACUGUAGGAACAAUAACAAGAAGUGGUGUAGGGACAACGACAACAACUUCAGCAUCGUCUUCACCAUCAUCAUCGACAUCAUCAUCAUCAUCAUCAUCAUCUUCAUCAUCUUCAUCAUCAACAACACCGACAUCAACUUUAUCAUCAUUAUCAUCAUCAUCAUCCUCAACAUCAUCAUCAUUAUCAACUUUAUCCUCGUCCUUAUCAUCAUCGUCGUUUAUAACGAGACCAACAAUAACUACAACAACAACACAAUUGACAUCAUCAUCAUUAUCAUCAUCAAAUAAUAUAACAUCUAGUAUUUGUAUGUCAACGAUAGCAAUGACAAAUUCAUGUAAUGCUAAUAGCUGUAGUACGCACGAAUCAUUAAUGUGCGUUGGUUCAUAGCCCCCAAUACUUGCCUCGUUGAGUCAUCUCAUCGAUUUUUAUCCAUUAAUGCCACAAGGCAAAUGAAAUUAAUCAAUUUUCUUGUUUUUAUAAAUUAUAAAUUAUAUUUAAAAUAAAAAAUAUACAUAUUUAUAAUUAUAUAAAAACAUGAAAAAUUAAAAAAAAAAAAUAUAGAAAUGACAGAGUAUAUAUGAAAAAUUUUAAAGAAAUUUAAAUAAAUAAAUUUUUUUAAAAAUACCAAAUUUAUAAAUGAUUGUUAAUUAUGAUGUGCUCUAAGACCACUCAAUAAUGUAUUAUGGGAUGACCCCGUAUACAAAAAAAAUUUGAGUGAUCACAUUUAAAUCAUUUAUUUAUUGGAUUUAUUUAAAUAACAAAAAAAAAUAAAAAAGAUGAAAUUUAAUGACUCUUGUCAAUUAAAUAUCAACUUACACACAGUUUACCACGGUUGAUUAAAAAUUUUGUUUUUAUUUUUGUUUUGUAUAAUUUUUGUAUUUUAUUAUUAUUAUAAUUAUUACUAUUAUUAUCAUUAUUAUUAUAUUAUUAUUAUUGAUAUUAUUAUUAUUGCUAUUAUUAUUAUUUAUAAUUUGACAAAAAUUAAAACAGAAAAAAAAAAUAAAUGAAAAAAACAACUGUUGGUAUUGUUGUGGAUAUUUUGGAUGAAUAAGUCUGUUGGAUGAUGCUGCCAUUAUUGAUGGUAGCUAUCAGUUUAAGCCAAAUGACAUUUUUUAAUUCAAAUUAUAUUGUUGGAUUAUUCAAUAAUCGUAUAAACAACGCAUCAACCGUGUCAAUAAACGAUCAAAUAUAAAAUAAAUAGUAAAAACAAUUUUCGGUAUCCAAAAUCUCAAUUUGCGUGAUAAUCAAAUGGGAUUUAUGAUUAUUAGAUUUUCAACAAAUUAAUUGGUACCCCGGGCAAAUGAUAUUAACAAUUGUUGAGUAACAAAUGACCAAGAACUAUCCUGAGAUUCCUUUAGUAAAAAUUUUUUCAUAUUCUCAAUAAAGUCCUUAACUCUUUUUCCACAUGUCUCAACACAUUGCCUUAGGGAAAUAUAUAAAAACGAAAUAAUAAUAUAAAAUAUUGUUUGCCUAGCUUGCCAAAAUGUUGAAAUUCUGAUAAUUAAAUUGUGAAUGUCAAUCGAGAAUCCAUUGCUUAAAUAAAAAAAUGAAAAGAUAAUAAAAAUAAUUAUGUUGACUGGUAUAACUCGAUGACUUAUCACAAUUGGAUUUAACCGUCGUGGCCUAUGCUCACAUUUGCAACGUGCACAUAUUAACAUAUAAUUGUCACUUGGUGCUAAAACACCUGUAUCCCGGGUGCUUUAUUUUCGUUUAAAUUUUAAUUUUUUAUAUUUAUACAAAAUAAUAUCAUCAAGCCAAAUGCAAAAGUAAAAAAAACAAUAAUCGAAAAAAUCAAGAAAUGCAAUUUUUUUUUUAAAAUACAACAAAAAAAAUCAUGAGAAUCUCACUGUCGUUACUAUAAGUGAAGAACGUAUACUUCCACAUAAUUACGUUCGAUACCGUAAAUUAAAAAUGUACCUGGAUUAACGAGAGUCGAAUUUAUAAAUUUUUUUAAUUAAAAAAAAUUAAUUGUAAUUAUAUUUUAUUAUAUUUGUUUCUUUUUAAUUUUUUUCUUGUAAAUUAAAAAUUGCAAUAAGUAUUUUAUUUCAAUAUAAAGAAAAAAAAUAUUUUAAAUUAGUUAAACUACAAUCAUCAAAUAAAGUUUACAAAAUUUUUUUAAUUAAAAAUGAAUUAAAUUAAAUUUUCAAUGAAAUUUUACUUUUAUUUUUAGUUGCAAAAAUAAUAAUAAUAUUUAAAUGAAAAUGAAGUUAUUAAUAAUAAUAAUUACAUGUCAUUAUGAAGAUUGACUAUUAAUAAUUGUGGGAGACAAAAAUAAGACUAUAUAAAAAAAAAUUAAAUGAUUGCAAUAGAUAGACGUUUUGAAAGAAAAAAAAUUAGAAAAUUCAAAUCAACAAUUAUUUAUUUGUAAUUUUUUUUGUUACUAUUAUUUUAAACUUGAUAAAAAAAUUAAGUCAUUUGUAAAUUCGACGAGUUUUAUAUUUUAAAAAAUUAAGAAUUAUUAUUUAAAAAAUUCAAAGCAAUAUUACCGUGAAAUUAAAAAAUAGUAAUAUAUAAAAAAAUUAGAAAACAAAAAAAAUAUUAAAUAUAUAAUCUUCCAUUAAAUACUGGGUAUAUAAUUCAUUAAAAUUCAUUCAAAAAAAAAAUACCCAGUUUUAUCGCGCGAAUUAGAAACAUAAAAUUUGACUGAUCGAUAGGUUUUUUUUUUAAUUAUUAUAAAUAUUAAAUAAAAAGCAAAAUCAGUGUAAUACUCGAUGACAUGUUGAAAUUGUGAAAUUAAUAAUAAUAAUAUUUAUAAAAAAAUUAAUGACAAAUUUUCAUAUUAGAAAUUAAAAUUUUUAUAAAUUAAAAAAAAAACAUUUAAGUAACGACAGUGAUUCUACAUUGAUAAUAUUAUUUAUUUAUUUGUUUUUUUUUUAUUCUUUAAAUCUCGGCACAAAUUUAUUAAUAAUUUAUAAUUGUAUUAAUUAAAGUGCUAUAAUAAUAUGUGCACAGUGCAUGAUAUAGAACAAAGAAAAAAAUAAAUAAAAAGAAAAAAACAAAUAAAUGAUGCGAUAAAUAAAUUGUAUAAACCAUCGUUUUGAAUUACAAAAACGAAAAAAUAUAAAUUAAUUAUUCGAUGACUACAAAUUUAAAGAAAAAAUAAAUAAAUGAGUAAUAAUAAUAAUAAAAUAAAAACUUUGUAAAUAGUAUAAAUAGUAAUGCAAAAGUAUGUUGAAGGAAAUAAAUAGGUAUAAAAUAAAUAAAUAAAUAAAUAUACAUAAGAUAUUAUAUAUUAUAUAUAAAUAUACAUAUAUAUAUGCGAGCUGAACAAGAAGUAUAUAUAUAUAAGAUAAUUAAUUAUAUAUGUACCUUGAUGAGUGAUAAAAGACGUUUACAUUGAUCUCUCUCAAUUGACGAAUCGGGACGUAUCCCAAAAUCGGUUAUAAUAUGCCUUAUUUUGAAUGAAAAAAACAAAAUCGAAAUAAUAAAUUAAGCAUUUAAACAAAAAAAAAAAAAAAUCAUAUUUUUAU